Molecule: messenger RNA, 851 nt
Organism: Triticum urartu
Lineage: Eukaryota; Viridiplantae; Streptophyta; Magnoliopsida; Poales; Poaceae
Product: expansin-like A4
Source: RefSeq, a predicted model, not a curated record
CGUCUCCAACUCUCGAUGCUAGCUUGGCGCUUAAAGAGAGUCUUCAACCACACACCUUCUCAUCCCAGUCUCAUUCUCAGCCACGUUAUCCAUACAUCCAUCUGCACAGUAGGAGGAUACUCAUCGACUAACUAUUAAUCUUGCUCUCUAGACUCUAGCCUCAUCGAUCCACCGACCAUGGCGCGCCUGCUCCUCGUCCUCGUCCUAGCGGUGGCCGCUGCCGUCGCCCAACCGCUGCCCGCGUGCGCUUCUGUGGCUCCCUCGCCGUCAUCCUUGUACCGCUGCGGCUGGUGCUCGCGCCGCUCCACCGCCUCCAUCCUCCCUCCGGACGCCGGCGCCCUCACAGGCGCCGCGUGCGGAUACGGUGAUCCGGCGGAGCUCGCGGCCGACGGGGGAUUCCACAUUGCGGCCGUCGGUGCUGGAUUUUUCCGCGGCGGCCAGGCCUGCGGCGCCUGCUACCAGCUGAGGUGCAGGGACCGGAGCGCGUGCUCGGAAGGCGGCGUCAAGGUCAUCGUCGUUGCCGACGUGCCGAAGGUGAACAGAACAGCAGGCGUCGUCGGUGGCGGGAAGUUCCUGCUCAGCAAGGACGCCUUCGCCGCCUUGACUACUGCUGGUCACAGUGGCCAGCUUGCGAGCUUAGUGGACACGGCCGUCGACGUCGACUUCAGGAGGAUACCAUGCAUGUACAACAGCAAGAACCUAGCGGUGAGGGUGGAGGAGACGAGCAACAGGGACAAGGGCCACCUCGCCCUCUGCUUCCUCUACCAGGGCGGCCAGACCGACAUCGUCGCCGUCGAGGUCGCGCAGGCGGUUCUUCGUGCUGCCCAGAGCGCCGCCGCACCGUCGCCGAC